This is a messenger RNA of Terrapene triunguis (Three-toed box turtle), 2103 nucleotides long. RefSeq names its product poly(rC)-binding protein 3-like. Gene Ontology annotation, cellular component: nucleus; cytoplasm. Gene Ontology annotation, molecular function: mRNA binding. NCBI's taxonomy places the organism in Eukaryota, Metazoa, Chordata, Testudines, Emydidae. Bases 227 to 1285 code for a protein of 352 amino acids. The record is from RefSeq and is a predicted model, not a curated record. The transcript is spliced from 14 exons. Gene Ontology annotation, biological process: negative regulation of mRNA splicing, via spliceosome.
GUCAGAUUUUCUUCAGACUGAGAAGGAGUUGUAGCGCAUGAGGAUCUGAUACAGUAGAACAUAGUCAAUUACAACUUUAAAAGAUUUCUGCCUUAACUGAGUGCACGGGUAGUUACUGCAAGGAAGGACUGACAGCACUUUCUUAAACACCACUGGGUCUUCUUACAAGUUGACGAAGUGAAAAAACUAAGAAACUGCUUUCAAGCAUUGAAGAUACCAGGCCAGGAUGAACACGAAGGACACAAAAGUGACUGAAGGAGGUCUCAAUGUCACACUUACCAUACGUCUUCUCAUGCACGGCAAGGAGGUUGGGAGCAUUAUUGGAAAGAAAGGGGAGACAGUUAAGAAGAUGAGGGAGGAGAGUGGUGCUCGAAUCAAUAUUUCAGAAGGUUCCUGUCCAGAAAGAAUUGUGACAAUAACAGGCCCAACAGAUGCGAUUUUUAAGGCUUUUUCUAUGAUUGCAUUAAAAUUUGAAGAGGACAUAAAUGCUUCAAUGACAAACAGCACAGUGACAAGCAAACCACCUGUGACAUUGCGACUUGUAGUCCCUGCAAGUCAGUGUGGAUCCCUUAUAGGAAAAGGCGGCUCCAAAAUCAAAGAAAUCAGGGAGUCCACAGGGGCCCAGGUUCAAGUAGCAGGGGAUAUGUUGCCAAAUUCAACAGAACGUGCUGUAACUAUAUCAGGCACUCCGGAUGCCAUUAUUCAGUGUGUAAAACAAAUCUGUGUGGUCAUGCUGGAGUCCCCACCCAAAGGUGCCACCAUUCCCUACCGUCCCAAACCUGCCUCUGCACCUAUCAUUUUUGCAGGUGGCCAGGUAAGAGCAGACACGAUUUUGGCUUCAGCUGGAAACCACACCGUCUUGGCCCAACCUCAGCCAGCGCCUGCGUUUACAAUUCAGGGGCAGUAUGCCAUCCCUCAUCCAGACUUGACCAAGCUUCACCAGUUGGCUAUGCAGCAUCCCCCCUUUACUCCCCUUGGGCAGACCACCCCUGGUUUCCCUGGAUUGGAUGCCACUACUCCAACCAGUUCCCAUGAGCUUACUAUUCCAAAUGAUUUAAUAGGCUGCAUUAUUGGCAGACAAGGCAGUAAGAUAAAUGAAAUCAGGCAGAUGUCAGGAGCGCAGAUCAAGAUUGCUAAUGCCACAGAAGGCUCUGCAGAACGACAAGUUACAAUCACAGGCUCCCCGGCAAACAUCAGCUUAGCACAGUACCUCAUUAAUGCAAGCAUAUACUUUCUCAAAUCUGAAUGUCUGGGAGAGGCUAUGCAACCAAUGGUCCACGCAUAACUGAGAAGAUUCCUUCUUAUGCUGAAGAAUUGUUUGAAUGGUUAAUGUUAACAAAAUGUAUCCACUAUUGGUUUUUGUAUGAAAGUUUACUUUAUCUAUAGUACUGCUUUAACGAGUAACGAUAAAUUGUUCUGUACCAGUUUUCUUAGCAGUUAUUUAUGAUCAAUAAUUUUCAAUUCAAGAAUUUAAAAACAUUAAAAGGCAUCAAGUGAGAAUACCAAGUAUCUACCACGAUGUCCUGUACAGUGUACAUCGGCGAGGUAUAAAAUCUGACUCUGAUACAAGGUUUCAUGCAGUAAGUAGUAAGAAAUUAGGAUACAGAAAAACUGGGGCCAAUCAGGAUGUGUUCUGUGUAAAUUCCGCUAAAAUAUUCCCAACUUUAGGGGUGUUUUUUGUCAAGUUUAAAUUCACCACAAAACAAACACUCUUGUAGCUUUUACAAGGGUUAACAUGUUUAGAGAGAGAGGUGUAAUUUUCAGAUUUUAAAAUUAAAUGUUUCUAUAGGCAACUUUUCUGAAGCAGCAGCUAGGAAUAUGGUCCAUUGCCUGCAGAUGGGAAACUGUCAAGGUGUGCCUGCUAUCUCACUUAGAUCCAGCCUAGCGUAUUUAAUUAGAGAUGUUUGUCAUCAAACGCGCUUUCCACUUAACUUUUCCUUGAGUGUAAAAUGCAGGGACCUUUCGCUCAACUGUAAAGUGUGUUUAACUGCACAUUACAUUGUGACAAGCAGUCAACAAAUACAGUAUGUCACUCACUCUGCCAAGCUGCAUGAAUGGCUGUUUUUCCAAUUAUGUAUCGUAUUUAGAAGCAAUAAAGAUAGA